AAUAACACCAAAGAAGAAGACGGGGGGCGGAGAAGAAACAGGCUAGCAGGAAAACAAAUUGUUUAAUGUUACUCACGAAGUUAAAAGGCGUUGUUUAUUUUUAACUUUGUCAACCAGAUAGAUCAGUGGGACAUCCAAAGUUGCCGAUGAAACAUAUGUUGCGUACAAAUUGUAUUUUUUUACGAAGGAAUGAGUGUUACUCAUCGAGGAAGUCGAUGAAAAAGUAGCUAGCUUGGGGUUGCUAACCGCUGUUAGGAGAGUUCUUUGUUAUCCUCCUUCAGGUUCGUUUAACAAUAAAGACAAGCUAGUGGGGUCAUAAUUUACCAUGUACAUGAGUUAAAUAACCAUGCCACGAGUGCAUUUGCUUGUACAAAGUUGAGUAACUGAAUCAAGGACAUAAUACUAAAAUACAUUAGCAACCGAGUAAGUUGAAGUGGCUGAGUUCUAAUUCAAGCGUUGGCUGGAACCGGACUGGAGACACUGAAAUAUGGGGAACUGUCUGAAGUCUCCAACAUCAGACGACAUCUCUCUGCUCCAUGAAUCCCAGUCCGAUAGAGCGAGUUUCGGUGACGGGACAGACCCGGACCUGGAGCCGCCUCCUCCGUACCAGGAGCAGGCUCACAUGCCCAUGUACCAUCCUACACCCAGUCAGGCCCGUCUGGCCACCCAGCUCACGGAGGAGGAGCAGAUCCGCAUAGCUCAGCGCAUCGGCCUCAUCCAGCACCUCCCUAAGGGUGUUUAUGAUGGAGGACAAGACGGCUCGGAGAAAAAGAUCAGAGAGUGUGUGAUCUGUAUGCUGGACUUUGUUUACGGAGACCCCAUUCGGUUCUUGCCAUGUAUGCACAUCUAUCACAUGGACUGUAUAGACGACUGGCUGAUGAGGUCCUUCACCUGCCCCUCCUGCAUGGAGCCCGUGGAUGCUGCGCUGCUGUCCACCUACGGACCAACCGAUUUCUCCCCCGAUGCUUAGAUGAAACUCUGCCCCCCUCCAGCACCCGAACCUAACAUCUUCCCUCUUGUUGAGUGAGAGGAGCUUAAAAAAAGAAGAAGGAAAGGGGAAAAAAAGCGUGUUGGUUAUCUUGCACUUGGAAUAUUUCAAAAAAAUAUAUUCACCCAACGUUGGCCUUUCUUUCCCCCUCUCAGAUCUGAUGCUAGUUAAGCUGGUCUUAAAAACAUCGGUUACAUGAGUCAGACCGAAACUUUCCCUCUGCAUGAUCGUAUUUCUGUGUCUGUUUUGCUGAGGCAGUGUCCAGUGUUGCCGCAAAUGAAGAGAGAUAUGGAUUUGUGUGUGUGUGUGGGUGAGGUGUGCGUGUUAAAUGGUAAAUGAGCAUUUUCACUAGAGCUGGUCUCAGUGGCAUUUCUCCACAACUGACCCCAGUCCACCAAAAAAUCCCAAAAACAGUUUUAAAUGAAAUUGAGCACUGGCUCAUAUGCUGAGAGGUGUUGCCAGACAUCUGUUGGCCUAUCUCUAAAGCAUUUAAAUUCUGUGAUAUUGAUAUUUACAUUUUUGGCCUAGGAGAAACCGCAUUUUGGCUUCCCAAAGAGGCUGAAACGCACACCAAAAACAUAUGCACAGAUGCUACAUAAAUGACACAAUUUUAGACAGGCGUUCAAGUUGUGAGGGGAAUGCGGUGAUUGUUCCCCGAAUGUUUUAACAAAUAAUGAUCCGACAGUCGGCGUAAAGGGCUCAUUUGCGCUCGGGCAGUGGGAGGGGGUCAGUCACUCAGUUGAACAUUAGAAACGCUUGCACACACUUUUCAUCCAAUCCAGAGAUUUGCACUUUACUUAUAGGACAUUAUCUAAAACAAUAUAUUAAUAUAUUUACCUUAUAACCUUGCACUAUCAAGACUUCAUCCUUUUAUCUCCUGAGAUGCAGAAGUUAUUUAGCUGGUAAAUAUAUUUUCUGAGCUGUCAGUUGUGACUUAUCAUGCUGAGGCAAGCCUGAAGAUGCAUUUCAUCAAAUCUGUGAGUCAGUAGAGUUAAGAACCUGCUUUGAUUUUGAUUGUUUCUUUUUUUUUCCUGAGUGAAGGGACAGAGUGUUGUUCAUGUUGAAAGAAAUGGUUUGACUCACUUUCACAUCAAGAGUUGGUUAAAGUAAAAUAUUCAGUUACGUCUACACUGUAGACAGUGUGAUCUUUGAAAAGCAGAGCAGUUAAUACAAGUUCUGACUGAUGGCAGGAUGGUUUGUAGUUUUAUAUAUAUAUUUUUUUUGUUUUGUUUUUUCCUUAUUUUUCCUUCAACAAGAAAAAGCUCCUGCACGUUUCCUCUGGAAACUCUUKAAAAGAAAGUGAGUAAAAGUUAGAAUUUUAUUGCAUUUAACGUAAAAGUUUGGAUUAAUUUAGGCACUAAAUGUCUUUGUUUUGUUUUAAUUUACUUUACCAGUUAUUACAGUCAUGCUUCACCUUUUGUUUUAAAGCAUUUUGUGUUUGUGUUGUCUUUUUCUGUUGUUUUUUUUGUUUGUUUCACUUGUUAAAUCCACUACAUAUUUAGUUUGUUUUAUGGAAAGCUUAUACACUGGUUCCAAGUUGUGCAAACCUCUGUCCUUUUUAAAGACUUUUCUGAUGGUYGGAUAGUUAAAACAGUUACUUUCUGAUUUCCUUUCAGCUUUCUUUUGCUGUUUUACAAUCUUAGUUCAACCUAAAAGAAAAAUAUUUCAUGUAAUAGUUUUAUUUCCAUCCGUUUGGAAGGCUAAGCCCUCAUGUAAAACAAUAAAUAAAAGGAAAACCUACA
Messenger RNA from Austrofundulus limnaeus, 2730 nucleotides. Its product is annotated as RING finger protein 11. Bases 488 to 970 code for a protein of 160 amino acids. Gene Ontology annotation, molecular function: ubiquitin protein ligase activity. NCBI's taxonomy places the organism in Eukaryota, Metazoa, Chordata, Actinopteri, Cyprinodontiformes, Rivulidae. Gene Ontology annotation, biological process: ubiquitin-dependent protein catabolic process. Gene Ontology annotation, cellular component: ubiquitin ligase complex. The record is from RefSeq and is a predicted model, not a curated record. The transcript is spliced from 3 exons.